CAUUAUACAACUAUAAUCUACCUUCUUAGCUACUCCUACAAAAUAUGUCCACCCCACCUUUCACAUUGAAGGUUCUUGAGCAUUGCAAAGUCACUCCCCAACUCAACACAAUUUCAACAAUCUCUUCCCUCCCACUAACAUUCUUGGACAUUCCUUGGCUUCUCUUCUCUCCAAGCCAACCUCUAUUUUUCUAUGACUUCCCUCACUCAAUUUCUUAUUUCACAACCACCAUUGUCCCAAAACUUAAAGAAUCACUUUCCCUCACACUUCAACAUUACUUCCCAUUUGCCGGUACUUUCGUUCCAUCACUCGAUGUAACCGAGCCAUGCCUUAAAUUUACUCUUAACAACUCAGUUUCAUUCAUAGUCGCAGAGUCAAAUAGCGAAUUUAAACACUUAUGCUCUAAUCACUCAAGAGAUGUCAAUGAAUUCCAUCCAUUGGUACCAAAUUUGCAACAAAUAAAUUCAUUUGAAGUAAAAGAGUUUCCUUUGUUAGCUAUUCAAAUAACAUCAUUCCCGAAUUCCGGCUUUUCUAUUGGCCUAGCAUUUCAUCAUGUUGUUGCCGAUGGAAGAACCAUCCAUAAUUUCAUCAAAACAUGGUCAUAUUGUUCGUCUUCUAUCUCUGAAGCCUCUUCAUCACUAAAAUCGUUACCCUUUUACGAUCGAAGAGUGAUUAUCGAUCCAAAAGGACUUCGUGAAGUUUUCUUGAAAGAUUGGAGAAAGAGAAGACUUGUACUCAAUGAAAAAGUUAGAAAAGAAGUCAAAGUAGAUUUGGCAAACAUGACUAGAGCUACAUUCAUAAUGAGUGCAAGUCAAAUGGAGAAAAUAAAAAACUUUAUUAUUGAAUCUUGCAAAGAAAAGAAAAAGUCUCAACCUUUGCAUUUAUCUUCUUAUGUGUUAACAAGUGCUUUCUUUUGGGUUUGUUAUCUCAAAACUCAACAAGAGUUUGUGAAUGAAAAUGUGAUUCAUGAAGAUGUUACACACUUUGGAUUCAUUGCUGGUGGAAUAACAAGGUUAGAUUUUGAAGUACCAAAAAAUUAUUUUGGUAAUUGUGUUGGAUUUGGAAAGGUAUCAUUGAGAAGAAAUGAUUUACUAGGAGAAGAUGGUGUUGUUAUUGCAGCUAAAGAAAUUGGAAGCACAAUUAAGAAACUUGAUGCAUCAAUUUUGGGAGAGGGUGAGAAGUGGAUUUUGGAUUGGGAAAUGUUACAUGGGUCAGAGGAACAUGUUCAUAUAACAUGGUCACCAAAAUUGAAGCUUUAUGAGUUGAAUUUUGGAUGGGGGAAGCCUAAGAAAAUAGAGGAGAUUUCAAUUGAUUUUACAAGAGGUGUUUCUUUUUUAGAGAGUAGAGAUUUUGAAGGUGGAAUUGAGAUAGGGUUAGCUUUGACUGAGAGUAAAAUGGAUGUUUUUGCCUUUUUGUUUAACAAAGGACUUGAGGCUCUACCAUGAGUUUCGAGUUUUACUUUUUGUUCUUCCGUCACUUUUAUAAGGUUGUUUAAUAUGGAUCCCGUCUAAAGGUGAAUCUUACUAUUUAUAAUAAAAUUUUAGACUUUUAUAUGAAAAUGGUCCAAUUUAUAUGUCCAAGGCGAUAAGGAACAACCGGUUAGCAAACAAUGACUAUACGAGUUGAAGAUGCAGGAAGGAUGCAAUUUAUCAACACGUCAAUACCUUAUCAUACUUUGAUGACCACCGUUCCCUAUUGGAUUUGGAUCUUCUCCAAUUUUUUCGCUACUUAUUGUCUCAUGGUCAAAGGAGACAGAAUGUAGAGGAAAGUACUCAGCAAAGAUUUGCAUGUGAAUGAGAGCUAAGA
Molecule: messenger RNA, 1806 nt
Organism: Trifolium pratense (red clover)
Lineage: Eukaryota; Viridiplantae; Streptophyta; Magnoliopsida; Fabales; Fabaceae
Product: anthocyanin 5-aromatic acyltransferase-like
Exons: 1
Coding region: 45-1445 (466 amino acids)
Source: RefSeq, a predicted model, not a curated record